This is a messenger RNA of Epinephelus lanceolatus (giant grouper), 7746 nucleotides long. RefSeq names its product ectopic P-granules autophagy protein 5 homolog (C. elegans) (gene epg5). Gene Ontology annotation, biological process: autophagosome maturation. NCBI's taxonomy places the organism in Eukaryota, Metazoa, Chordata, Actinopteri, Perciformes, Serranidae. Gene Ontology annotation, cellular component: cytoplasm. The record is from RefSeq and is a predicted model, not a curated record.
AUGGAGGCUGUAAGACCAAGGAAGACCAAGACAAAAACCAGUGGAAAAUCUCAGACGGUCAGGAAGCAGAAACAGGCAGAGGAAGACAAAAGAGCCACAGCUCCCUCAGCUGUCAGUGAUGAGGCCUCCACCUCUGGCUUCACCGACAUCCCCCUCAGCCUGCCGUAUCAGGAGCCAGUGGAGGAGCAACGGGACCCUGUUCAGCCCCCUGAAACCACAGCACAGCCCUCUGAUCUGUCCUCUGAGAAACAACAGACCUCUUCAUCACAAACGUUACCCACAUUAGUGCUACCUAAGACUUUAGAGUCGACAUCACAGGUUACAGUGCAUCUGACAGAGUCAAAAAAGGAGGAGGAAGAGGAUAGUGGAGUGGCAGCUCAGGGGGCCGAGCUUAAAUUUGCAGCACCGACUACUGAAUUGGAAAAAGACACACAGUCAUGGAAUCAGCCUUGUGUUUCAACUCAGUUUCAGAUCUCAAAUGCUCCAAGUGCCCCCGCACUCUACCCUUCUCUCCCAACAUUAGAAGAAGGCCCCAUGAUGCAGCUCUGUGAGGAGGCUGUGCAGAACAGAGAAAAGGGGCCUGCAGUGUUGGCACUUCCUGAGCAGGAAUCUUCCCCUCCAAGUUUGCAGCCUGUGGAGUCUGUAGCUGACCUUUUCAGAAGCAAACUCUACCCAGAGUUACCCAAAACAGCUCCAGAAAUUCAGCCGUUCUCACUCGAGCAGCUGAGUGUGUGGGAGCCCGGCGGAGGUUUGCGAGCUUGGCUAGAGGGUGUUGAAGUGUGCGCGGCCCAGUUCUGUGCUCUGGCCCGUCAGGAGAACCAUGAACUGACUGAACUGCUGCAGAACUACUGGCGCUGCCGCAGACAGCUGACCCAGUCACACACGCAGCUACAUACACAGUCCUCUGACUGCAAGAGCACUCAGAAUCGUCUCUGGAGCUUCAGAGAUGAACAGCUCACACUUCAGGGUGUGUGUGCAGAUCAGUCUAAGGUGUGUGGGUACCACCGCUUCCAGCAGGCAGAGUUCAGUCAGAGUGUGCUGGCUGAGCUGAGGAGACUGUUUGAAGCUCGCAGUGAGCUGCUUCAUCAGAAAGUGGCGCUACAUGCCUACACAGCUCUUCUGUCACGCCUCCAGGUGGAAUCUUACUUGUAUCGUCUGCUAAAAGAUUGUUCUGGCAGUCAAACGCAGCCUUGUUCUCUCCAGCCCUUGAAAGAGGCCGUCAGUGUCCUGUUUAGCUUCACUCGCAGAGUCUUGGAUGACACACAGUUCCAGACAGACAUCCAUCACUGGCUGGAAAGAUUGGUGGCGGUCCUGCUGCAUGUUGGAGGGUCAGGAGAGCAUCUGUACCUGCUGUGCCAUCUUUUGUGCUGUCCCGCGGGGGUUGGCAAGUGGGCUGCACCCUUCCUUCAGAUCCAAGUUUGGGGAAACACCAGUGGAGUGCAGCACUUUAUGCAAGCUCUGGCCAUUCUAAUGUCGCCUGCCAGACACCGUGCAGAGUUUCUGGGACAUCUGAAGCCAUGUGAGAGCCAGAGCUCAGCAGCUUCUGGACCUGAGUCUGGCAACUGGACGCUAGUGGAUGAAGGGGGAGAGGAGGAUGAGGACCCAGACAGCAGCUGGUUGUUGCUCUGUGAGGAGGAUCUGAUCUCCCUGCUGACCCAGUUCCCAUUCCAGCAGCUCUAUUCACACAUGCUGGGGAUGAGCAAGCAGGGUGUGUAUGAACCCCAGGCCUGUUCCAGUCAGAAGAUGAUGCGUGUUUUUGCUUUUGCCUCCUCGCUCAUUGAAAUUCUUGCUCUUGGACUACAAACCUACAACAGGGCACGAUACAGACAGCUAGUUAAACGAAUAGGACACAUCAUACGAAUGACAGUGUGUUAUGUCAGCGAUCACUGGGCCCAGUAUGUGAGUGUAACUGGUGCUGAUGGAUCUCAUGGACACUCUCUGUCUUUGGACAAACUGCAGCUGGAAUAUGACAAUCUCUUCCUCAGAGCUGUUUUACAUGUACUCAGGAACAAAAGGUUGGGCAUUUGGCUGUUUAUGUCCGAGAUGCCGUAUGGGACUCUGUCCAGCUCUAUGCUGUGGAGGGUACUUUAUGCUAUGCAGUGUGCAGAAACAGCAGGACUGGAGACACUUGGCGCUUCUAGUGACACACGCUCAUGCAUUCAGGCUCUUAGAGACCCAGAGCACCAGGAGAGGUUUGAGCACUGGCUGUGCGAAGUGAACAGCUCUGACGGCAUCUCCCUCCUCACCGCACUGGCACACAUGGCCACACCGACUCAGCACUCUGACCCCGCAUUCAUCACAACCAUAACUCUGCUCAUGUAUCAGGUGUCUUAUGUGAGUGUGUCUACCAGAGAAACUUACUCUAAAGUUGGGAGGGAGUUGCUGGCUGCCAUAGCAACAGCCCAUCCCUACGUUAUCUCUGUGCUCCUGGAGAGACUGAGAGAGACCAUCCAAACUGUGGGAAUGGUGGCUUUGUACUUGUGCAAAGAGCUGCCUCUGAGUCUGUGGCAGCCACGUCCAGAGGAGAUAUGUGUGAUCGGAGCCUGGUUGCUUCAGCAUCCUCUGUCUGCUGUGGAGAACCGGCUGGCGUGCGUCAUACUGGAGGGUCUCAACUGGGGUUACACACAGGACGGCUCCUUGGCCUUGCGUUCAUCUCUCCACAGUGAAGUGGCUCUUCUGGUGGCUGAAGCCUAUCAGAAGUACCUUACUGACAAACCAUACAGUGGCCUCAUAUCAGAGGGAAUCAAACAGGUGUCUUACCUUGCCAGUGUCCUUCGUUUGGGGGUAUCGCCUGAAGCGUCUUUUAGUCAGUGGGCAUGGCAACUGUUACUAAGGCUGAAGCUCCAUGGCAAUUCACAGAACCCUAAAGGAGCCUGGUCGGUCCCUGCUUUGGCGUCCAACCCACCUCCAGAGCUUACACACAGUCCCAGCAUGCACUCUGUUAUCAGGGCUAUAAAAGCAGGCAUUCCUAUUGGAUGCUACCUGUCCAUCGCCAUGACAGCAGUUGGACAUAGUCUGGAACACUUUUGUACCGAUGGAGUUGGAUUGUUGAAGAGUCUCAUUCAAUCUCGCCACCUGAGAGCUGCUGUGCAUCUACUUGACAACAUCCUACCCCCAACCUACCCUCUCAGCUUCUACCUGCUCAACAACGCUCAGUUUGUAAGCUGUAUCCAGUUGUUCCUACAGUAUGACAGUGUGUGUCCUCAAGGUGUGACACAGCAAGUCACUCACCGAGUCGCGCCACUCCUCACAGGAACCACCUAUGGAGACAAUGUCCGACUGCUUAACAGUGUCAUUCAGAGUCAUGUGAUAGAGAGCUCACAGCCCGGUCGUGUUGGUGCUGCAGCAGUGCUGGAGUUUUGGGUGGGGAUUUUGACUCAGCAGAACAUGUGGUAUCGGGACAAGACAGUCCUGUUCCUCAUGGAUCAGAUCUGCUGUGCAGCAUUCACACGCCAUCAGGAGGAAUGUGUGCAGAAACUUCUGUACCAGCAGCAUAAGAAUGCCUUGGGUUACCAUGGAGAUCGGGGUCUGCUCUCCUCUCUGGUUGGCUGGAUCGCUGGAAAUGCCACGCCCUCAUUCAUAGAGGGCCAGUCCCUGAGUGCGGAGGUUUGGUUCGCCUGGCUGGUGCUGAAUAUGGAGGGUGUGUUUGAGGAAGACUCUCAGCUGAGACGCUGUGUUGAACAUGAGCUCCUGUCAGAGCCCAACAUUUCCCCAGAACAAGCCUUAAAGAAGGCGCAGCAGAGGCUGAAGCUGCCCGUAGCACCAUCUCUGCAGCGGCUGCAGGUGUACCGCUGGGCGUGUCAGGCUUUAGCCACACCCCCUGACCACCCCCUCCUUCCCUUGGUCUGGCAGAAGUUCCUACAGCUCUACCUCAGACAGCCAGGACCGGAGUAUGGGCUGGCUGCAGGUGGAUGUAUUGGUCGAAGGUUCUUCCAGGCCUCUUCUCAGGCCGCUUUACUCAGAGACUUGAGACAGAGACUACAGGAGGUCUCAGAUUUCCACCAUGCUGCCAGCCAGGCCCUCAGGGUGCCCCCACCACACACACCUUCAUCAGACAGCCAAGGCGACGAAAGCCCUGACAAUCCCCGUCCCCCUUACCUCACUUCACCUCAGCUACACACAGAGCUGGUCAGGUUGUUUGGUGUAUUUGCCGUAUGGCUGGAUGAUGAGACUCUGCAGAAGCAGGAAGUAUACCUUCCCUCUCUUCCUCCGGAGUAUGAACCACACAGACUGGCACAGGUGAUGCAGCGGCAGCAGGAACUGUGGCUGGAGUUUAUUGACCAGGAGCGUCUGCAGUAUGAUGAGAGAGAGGUUCUCUCUCUGUGGGAAAAGGUUCAGAGUGAGCCAAUCUUCUUACAGGCCCAAAACCCCGGCUUCACUGACUACACCAGCCUCAACAAUGCAAGGGAGCGUAUCCUGUCCAACCUGCAGAAGCAUCCAGUUCCCCGUCCAGCUCCAGAGCUGCAGCAGCAGAAGCCUCCAGUAGCUGAAGUCCCCACCACCUGCCUCACUGACUCUAAAGCUGCUGCUGAACUGCUGCGGCAGGACCUCAGCAUCCUGCAGGACCAGGCCAGGAUUGCAGUGGCACGUGAAGCCCAGCAGGUGGCGAUGGAGCAGGAGCUGCUGGAGAGCCUUCCUCUGCUGUAUAAGAACACACCGGAGCAGGUCACCAUGACCCUGGAGUGUAAAGGAAAGGGCGGGCAGCCGUGUCAGGGACCUGCAAACAUCAGUGUCACAUGUGAGCGGGUCCAGAGACAAGAGGCAGUGCAGACACAGAUAACGUCACUGCGCAGGGACGUCAAGAAGCUUCAAGCCGACGCCAUGGCUCCUCCACCUCAAGGCCUGGCCCAGGCUGCUGUCCACACUGAGAACUUUAUCACGGCUUUGGUGAAUAUGUAUAAGGGACAGAAGUCACCUGCCGUGCAGCAUGUUGGCGUGUCAGCCUUCUACCAGGUGGUCUCCUUUGUGUGUGAAGACACACUGCGACAUCCCCCAACACGCCAGUACCUCUCCUCCUGUGUGGAGAUACUGGGACAGGUGUUUAUCCAGGGCAAUCCAGAGGAAUGUAGUCGUGUUCUGAAGACAAUCCUGGAGCAGAGGCGUCUCUGCCCACUCAUUUCACCUUUCUUCACCCCCAAUUCAGCACCCAAUCAGCUCGUCUUUCUCUACCAAGACGUGGUGACAUCUUUACACCUUGACAGCGCCGAUGUCAUCUUCAUGCUACUCACAAAGUUUGACUUGUCCCAGUGGCUGAACGAAGCCCACCCUGUGUUUUCGGAGAGGACCCGUUUGCUGGAGUUGGUCCACGGAGCUCUCUGUGUCUGCGGCAGAGACCCUGAGCCUGAACUUCUCACGCCUUUUCACCUUUUCACUAAACACUGGACCUGGCUUUUACGCCACCAUUUCCCUGAUCAUUACAGUGACUGUCUGCGUCUGCUUAUGACCAGCUCCUCAGACCAGUUGCUGAGUCCAGAGUGCUGGAAGGUCACUCUGCGAGUGCUGGGCUGCUUACCUCCGUCCCGCAAUACCAAGAGCAAAGCGGAACAAACGCUCAGUGCCACUGAUGUCUCCGGCCGUGCUGUCGGACCCCCGGCUUCUCCCUACAGAUCCCCCAUCAGCCUCUCCCCUCAGCAGGUGGAUGAGACAGUUGAGUGGCUGAGUGAUUACUUCCUGCGGAGUCGCCUCAAUAAGCCAGACCUUAGCAGUUUCGGCCUCUACUCAGCCUGGACUCCCUACAUCGGUGAUGUUGUUUCCUUCUGGGACCACUUGAUUGGCUGUCUAAUCAGCAUGCACCUCAGCAGCUGUACCAGAGAGUCAGUGGGCAGCGGCAAGAUAAUGAAAGCUCUGCAGGACCUUCACAGCAAGAUUGUGAAGUUAUUUAAGCCGUGGAUCUUUCCUCUGGACACUGAUGAUGGCGGUAACCUGAAGUGUUACCCCUGGCUGGAGACAGACGCGAGUGCGGCAGGAUGUCUGGUUGGCCUGUACGCUCAACUCACCGACACACUGCAUCACAAGUUCAGAGAUCGCUUGGUCCCUGGCCAGAGAGGCGCAUUGUGGCUGUGUAUGAUGCAGUACUGUCAGAGCUGCACCUCUCCCCGUACACCCGAGUACCUUCUGUACCUGUACCACACACACCUCCGCAGCCUGCCCUGGAGACACCUUCACCCCGACACUCAGAUAAUGGAGCAGCUCUUCAAUGUGGAGAGAGGAAGCCCCAAGAGCUGCUUUCUUUUUCUAGGAGAAGUGUUGUGUGAAGUCAACUGGCUCAGCGUCCUGAGUGACCACUUACAAACACCCCCCACCUCAACAACAUAUCCGACUCUACCAGACACUCAGAAGGAGUCACACACCAUGUUAGUUUAUCUAUUAUACAUGCUAGUUUUUCUGGCAAAGGAGGAUCAAAUCCUGAGUCAACAGGACUCCCCUCUACUUAGUCUUUUGGUCCAAUCCACCUCUCUGCCCUGGCACCAACUGGACCUGUCCUCAUACCAGGGCAUUCUGGGAUAUGUCAGCACCCACUACCCUCCCUCCCUGCUGCUCAGUACUGAUUCUGCACCUCAGCUGCUGCUGAAAUCACUGCGUAGCGCUGCUGGUCUCCACCCCCGCCCUAAUGAAGCUCCACACAGGGAGGAGACGCUGAAAGCUGGAGCGUAUGUGUGCUGGUGUGUGCAGUCUUUGGUGACCCUGGAACAAGGGGGCAGCAUCAGCCUCAGCAGCCUAGAGGCUCAGCUGGAGUCACUGCUGGAGAGCGUCGUCACAUUCAACCCACCAGAGACGGGGCCGGAGCAGAGGCACAUGGCAUUCUGCGGUCUGUUCAGUGAUGCUCUGGCUUUGCUGAAUGGAGUUGGUGUCUCAACAGGCGAGGCACUUGCUGCUCAUGUCAUUACCUGGCUGGACAGGAAGGGGAGAGGCUUCCCUAUUCUGCCUCUUCUCACGGCUUGCUCCCGCUGUCUUGCAUCGGUACGGCACAUGACACGGAUCAUGGAGGCGUGCAUCACAGCAUACUUCAACCAUGCUGAGGAGGAGUCCGUAGGUUGGGGUCCUGUGUUGGCAGCGCUGCAAGUGCCUGAGCUCACAGUGGAUGACUUCCUGUCUGAGAGCCAAUCAGGAGGCAGCUUCCUGACGCUCUAUGCCUUCAUCCUGCAGCGCCUCAACUCAGAACGCACAGCAGCUGAGGAGAGGAGGACUCUGGCUCUAAUUAACACAUGGACCAGUCAGGUCUUUCCCAGUGGUCCAGGUGAUGAAGCCAAGCUGUUUCUUUGGUGGCACAAAACACUGAGUCUGUCAGCGGAGCAGCUGAAGCUGCAGGCAGGUCAGACAGAGGUGACAGGGGUCAUCAUGGGUCUGCUGAGGUUACAAACCAGGUUGGCUCAGCUGGGAGAAGAAAGACUGAACUCUGGGCUUUUAGGAGCUAUCGGCCUGGGUAGGAGGUCUCCUGUUUCUAAUAGGUUCAGGGUGGUAGUACGCAGUCUGGCAGCGUUCCUGUCAAUCCAGGUGACAUCAGAGACCGAGCUUCGUCUCCAACCCACCAGUGACUUGCAGCUCUCUGCGAAAGCACAGCAAACGUUGGGGGUGUUGGAGGCCAUGCCCAGCAAUAAGCAGUACGCGGAGUUAGAGGACUCUGUGAAUAAAGCUGUCCAGUUCAUCCGUUACCCAGGACACUGUCUGAGAGAUGGACCCCGGCUGCUGGCCCUGCUAGCCAACCUCCUAUACCCUGACCUCAGAUACCUGCACAUUAUCCGUUAG